AUGGCUUCUCCCCAUGUACUUCUAUUUCCCUUCAUGUCAAAGGGACACACAAUCCCAAUCCUCCACCUCGCCAGCCUCCUCCUCCAUCGUGGCGCCUCCGUCACUCUCAUCACUACACCGGCUAACCGCCCCUUCAUCUCUACCGCUCUUUCCAACACCACAGUAUCCAUCAUCGACAUCCCAUUCCCACAAAACAUCGACGGCAUACCUCCCAGCGUGGAAAGUACUGAUAAACUCCCUGAUAUGUCCCAAUGGCCUCAGUUAGCCAUUGCAGCAAAACUCAUGAAACUCGGCUUUGAAAAGGCCUUAGCUUCUCUCCCACGCAUCAGUUUCAUGGUUACAGAUGGAUUCCUCGGCUGGACACUGGAGUCAGCGCAGAAAUUUGGCAUCCCAAGACUUGUUUAUUACGGCAUGAGCAAUUUUUCCAUGGCUCUUUCAUUUGAUGCAUAUCAAUCUUAG
Fraxinus pennsylvanica is the source of this 459-nucleotide messenger RNA. Lineage: Eukaryota; Viridiplantae; Streptophyta; Magnoliopsida; Lamiales; Oleaceae. The record is from the annotation of a GenBank genome assembly.